AUGGGCGACCUCAUGAAGCCGAAGACGAUGAAGAGGAAGAACCUCAAGGGUCUUGCUCUUAGCGCACCCCCGCCGAAGCCUGCACCCUCGGCCGGCGAUGCGCAGGUUCCCGGUGGCAUAGCCAGCGACGACAAGCAGGACACGCUGGAGAUUGGUGUGGAGUUUCAGCUGGACCUGAAGGCGGAGGACCUGAUAGUGCUGCGGGAACUGGGCUCAGGCAAUGGAGGAACAGUCAGCAAAGUCCAACAUACGGCAACCAAGGUUGUCAUGGCGAGGAAGGUCAUACACGUCGAGGCAAAGAACGAGGUGCGAAAGCGGAUAGUCCGGGAGCUGCGCAUCAUGCACGACUGCAACUCGGAGUACAUUGUCGACUUUUACGGCGCUUUCCAAAACAGCAGCGGGGAUGUCAUUAUGUGCAUGGAGUACAUGGAUGUCUAUGGCGCAGAGACGCAGCAACUGACCAGCAACACCAGAUCUCUCGACUGGGUAUCCCGGACUUUUGGCCCUGUCCGCGUCGAUGUCCUCGGGAAAAUUGCCGAAGCCGUACUUGGUGGCCUGGCCUACCUAUACAGCGCGCAUCGCAUCAUGCAUCGAGAUUUAAAACCGUCCAACAUCCUGGUAAACUCAAAGGGUUCGAUCAAGCUAUGUGACUUCGGAGUGUCAAGUGAACUGGAAGGUUCCAUCGCCGAAACUUUUGUUGGAACGGGUACAUACAUGGCGCCAGAGCGGAUACAAGGGUCGCCGUACACGGUGAAGUCGGAUGUCUGGAGUGUGGGACUUUCGCUCAUGGAGCUAGCUAUCGGCAAAUUCCCCUUUUCCGGCAGCGGCGACGACGACGAAGCUGGUGGACCUCAGGGUAUCCUCGAUCUUUUGCAGCAGAUUGUUUUGGAGCCAUCACCAAAGCUGCCCAAGAGCGAUGCAUUCCCUUCAAUCCUGGAAGACAUGAUCGCCAAGUGUUUGAUGAAAGACCCUGCGGAGCGACCUACGCCCAGGGAGCUUUAUGACCACGAUGCCUUUUUACAAGCCGCCAAACGCACACCCGUCGACCUCGAAGCAUGGGCCGUCAGCAUGAUGGAGCACAACAAGCGCAAAUCAUACCUCGCCCCCGCACCCUCAGCAGCCAGCAUCAAAGAACAGCUCAAAGAGAAGCCGUCAAUUGAAAGGAGAGGUUCCGCCGACGUCAGAUCACACACACCCAACGGCUCCAUCUCCGCACCCGCACCCCCACGCCCCCAAUAUCCCGCCCGAACCUCCAGCAGCACAAGCAUAGGCGGCCAAAACGUCAUGAAUCUGCCCAUCCGACCGGCGCCGGCGCCAUCAGACGGGCCCAACUCGAGGCCUGGAUCGUCGCGAGGGGCGCCGGUUGCUGGACUGCCUCCCGCACCGAGGCGGUGGAACAAUGAAGUGCCGCAGUAA
Molecule: messenger RNA, 1416 nt
Organism: Parastagonospora nodorum SN15
Lineage: Eukaryota; Fungi; Ascomycota; Dothideomycetes; Pleosporales; Phaeosphaeriaceae
Exons: 4
Coding region: 1-1416 (471 amino acids)
Biological process (GO): protein phosphorylation
Molecular function (GO): ATP binding; protein kinase activity
Source: RefSeq, a predicted model, not a curated record